Molecule: messenger RNA, 1179 nt
Organism: Effrenium voratum
Lineage: Eukaryota; Dinophyceae; Suessiales; Symbiodiniaceae
Source: the annotation of a GenBank genome assembly
AUGGACGGGGCAUUGCUUGUCGAAGUCAAGCAGGGAACCGGACUACAGCAUUCGGCGUAUCGAUUUGGUGACAUCCUCAGCUCUGCGCUUGGCGCGAGGCGGAUACGGCCCUUUAUUUCGUGCCGGGUGCUGUGGGCCAACCAGAGGACAACCGAGCAGCAGACCCCCUAUGUGGAAGCCGGCAAUGGUGCCUUUGCCCUCUGGAACCACACGCUGGUCUUCCCCUUGAGCGCGGCCUUUUGGAAGACAGAUUCUUUCAAGGUGAGCUUCGAGGCCAGGGACAAGCGAGAGCUUCAGGGCGCGCUGCGCGGCGACUCGCUCAUCGGCUGCGGGGAGCUGCAGGUGGAUCUGCAGCAGAUGGGCGACAGACAGGUGACGCUGCGGGAUGCCCAGGGCCACGCCAGCGGCGAGCUGCGAGUGACCUUGCAGCUCCGCGCGCCUGAGGAGGCACUGCGGGUCAUGUCCCGCAGCAGCAGCACGCCACUGGCGCAGGCGGCCCGGGCCUUCGCCCAGACGCUGCACCAAAGCAACGCCCUGCAGCGACUCAAGGAAGCGCGGCCGGAGCGGCUGGACGCCGGCGUCAACUCUUUACUGGAGUCCUGGCUUGCCCGCUUUCGCAAGAAAGGCUUGGGCCUGAGCGGGCGCGAAACAGAUGACGAGGCGAUCAACUCCCUUUGGCAAGUGGCGAGAUCAGCGCAGGAGAUGAUCGCAUGCUACGCACAGCCCGGCGAAGAUAUUCCAGGCAUCGCAGUGCACUGGCUCAAGAAUUACUUCUCGAGAUGCACUGGGGCGGAGGCGGAGCUGAAUGAAACCCGCUUGCGCGCCCUCCUGACAAUGCAUCAAGUCGAUGUGUCCGGUCAAAACCCCUGGGACCGACUCAGAGAAAUCGGUGCCACACUGUCCGGCGUCGAGGAUGCGGUGGCCCUGGUCUUGGCAAACCGCCUGGAAGAAGCCAAGCGAGGCGCGGAGGAAGAGACCUUCACCCAAGAGGAGAUCAUCCAGAAGGGUCGCCUGAUCCCUGGCAUUGCCAUGGUUCUGCGCAGGGACACUGCAGCGCAGUGGGGUUGUCAUGCGUUCCUCUAUGACCAUGCGUCCAUCGUUCAGUGGCAGGCCAUUGACGCCCACGAUCCCUGCACUCGCUGCCCUUUAAGGGCCGAGGAUAUUAUCAAAAUCAGCUGA